AUGACAUUGUUGGGAAGAGGUAACAUUCGAGUGUAUCGUGGCGGUGUGCUCAGACAACGAGGGUCCGGAUUUUUGUCCGGUUUAAUGAACAUGGUCAAAAAAGGGGCUGUGAUGGCAGGCAAAUCUUUAUGGAGUGCGGGUAAAAAAGCGAUAAAAGAAAAUCUCCCACAAGUUGGAAAAGAGGUGUUGAAAGUUGUCCAAGGCAAAGAAACCGUCAAGAGUGGAUUGAAAAACAUUGUUCAAGAUGCCGUCAAACCUGCUUUGAAAUCGACGGUGUCGGAAACUUUGAAGAAUGUUGUCGGAGGUAUAAAAGACCGACAACCACCACGAAAGCGGACAAAGUCAUCUGCAGCUCGAUCUGUCAACAUCAAACGAAAGAGAAGAAAGAAAGAUAUCUUCGAUCAUGGCUUCAAUGAUGCGUAA
Molecule: messenger RNA, 423 nt
Organism: Lottia gigantea (owl limpet)
Lineage: Eukaryota; Metazoa; Mollusca; Gastropoda; Lottiidae
Exons: 1
Coding region: 1-423 (140 amino acids)
Source: RefSeq, a predicted model, not a curated record